Molecule: messenger RNA, 1050 nt
Organism: Myodes glareolus (Bank vole)
Lineage: Eukaryota; Metazoa; Chordata; Mammalia; Rodentia; Cricetidae
Product: olfactory receptor 4F21-like
Biological process (GO): G protein-coupled receptor signaling pathway
Cellular component (GO): membrane
Molecular function (GO): olfactory receptor activity; G protein-coupled receptor activity
Source: RefSeq, a predicted model, not a curated record
CAUUGAUAUCCUCUUCUCUGUACCAAACAAUGGAUCAAACAAAUGACUCUGUAGUUUUUGAGUUUGUGUUGCUGGGACUCUUCAGUUCCUGGAAAACUACAAUUUUUCUCAUAUACAUUUUUUCUUUGCUCUAUUUAAGCAUAAUCUUGGGAAAUCUUUUUAUUGUCUUUUUGGUAAUUACUGACUCCCACUUACAGUCUCCUAUGUACUUUCUUCUGGCCAACCUGUCCCUCAUUGAUGUUGGACUUUCCUCUACCACAGUUCCCAAGAUGAUCUCAGAUCUUCUGAAAGAACACAGAGUAAUUUCUUUUCGCAGUUGUAUGACUCAGAUCUGUUUUAUCCACAUUAUAGGAGGAGUGGAGAUGGUGCUGCUCAUAGCCAUGGCAUUUGACAGGUACACAGCCAUCUGUAAGCCUCUGCACUACCUGAGCAUCAUGAGCCCUAAAAUGUGCAUCUCAUUUUUAAUCACUGGCUGGGUCACUGGUGUCGUCCAUGCCCUGUCCCAGUUCUCUUUUGUUAUAAACCUGCCUUUUUGUGGUCCUAACAAAGUAGACAGCUUUUACUGUGACUUCCCUCGGAUCAUACAACUCGCAUGCACUGACAGAAACAAAUUUGAAUUUGUUGUUGCUGCCAACAGUGGAUUCAUGAGCAUGGGGACCUUCUUCCUGCUUCUGCUCUCCUAUGUCUUCAUUUUGGUCACUGUCUGGAAAAGGUCCUCAGGGGACUUGUCUAAGGCACUUGUCACUCUGUCAGCACACAUCACUGUGGUUGUUCUCUUUUUUACUCCCUGCAUGUUUCUCUAUGUGUGGCCUUUUCCCACAUCAUCAAUUGACAAAUACCUGUUUAUUGUUGACUUUGCUGUAACCCCUGCCCUGAAUCCUGUUAUCUAUACAUUAAGAAACAAAGAUAUGAAAGAAACCAUUAAAAAGCUAAGUAAGCAAAGAUGUUAUGUCAGAAUUGUCUGACCAUAUCUGUCAUUAGAGUCUGUUUAUAAACACAGAAACCCCUAUUUUUAUGCUCAUUGGACGUCUUCAGUUAUUAUGCUUUUCA